AUGGCCACAACCACUCCUCAGCGUUCAAUGGAUGAUGAUCCCACAAAAUCACCACAGCAAGACACAGGAACCAAGAAAGAAGACAACAACAAUAAUGGAUCUGAAGUUGUACAUGACGAGACGAGAAGUCCCGAUGAGGCUUUGGAUGAGAUAAAGAAGCAACAGACUCAUAAUCUCUACUGUCCUAACUGUAAACGAACCAAGAAAGAAGACAACAACAAUAAUGGAUCUGAAGUUGUACAUGACGAGACGAGAAGUCCCGAUGAGGCUUUGGAUGAGAUAAAGAAGCAACAGACUCAUAAUCUCUACUGUCCUAACUGUAAACGUAACAUUACCACAGAUGCUGAAAUCUUUGUAAAGGGUCAAGAGACUGAUCCUUACAAAACAGACUAUUUCCGACUGUGUGUUCCUCUCGUUAUCCCCUUCAAGUUCCCUACCUUUCCUCUCUCAAGGUUUUCUCUCGCAGAGCCAUGGAAGAAACUAAAGGAACUUUCCCCGAACUGUUUACCAAGGCUCAGUCCCACUUACUUGCGGUUCCUAUUGGCUGCGGUUCUACUAUUGCUAUCAGUCAUUGUUCUAUGGUCCUCGCAUUUUCCUCUGCCACUGCCAGAAUCACCUUUUCAUUUGCCAUCGCGAGGGUCACAUUCUCCUUCGCCACUGCCAGGUUCUCCUUCUCUAUCGCCAGUUCCAACUUCUCAUUCGCCAUCUCCAGGAUCACAUUCUCCUUUGCCACGGCCAGAGCCGCCUUCUCCAUCUCCAUCCCCAGGGCCGGGUUCUCCUUUAACAGUGCCAGGAACGACUUCUCCUUUGCCACUGUCAGGGACGCCUUCUACUCAUCCAAAGCCAGGGCCAUAUUCUCCUUUGCCACUGUCAGGAACGUCAUCUCCUCAUCCACAGCCAGGGCCGGAUCCAUAUGAAAAGAUACGCUGGCUCAUACAUUUCCCGAGCAUCAAGUACCUUUCCGUGAUCUCGUUGUUGUUCCUCGCCAUUCUGGCUCUCCUCUGGUCUUCCAUUUUCCCCAUCAUCAAUUACCUGAUAGUAGCAACGAAAAGAUGGAGCGUAAGAGGUAUUACCCGACCAAGUACUAAUGUUACAAACCCUCCAACCCCUACUAGUAAGGGAACAGAUCAAGCUCCAGAGAAAGGCCCUGGAGGUGAAGAGAGUAAGGAAGGUGUUGUUGGGCAGAAGAAUGAUAUCCCAGAUAAUGGCAACCCAGUGGAUGAAUGUCGUGGUUCCAGUUCUAAAUCUCUUUCCAAUGGAGCUAGACAUCUUGAAGAGUAUUGUGUUCGGAGGUCUAAUCGAGUCCAUCACAAGCCUUAAUGUUGUAUCUUCCGCUGCCGGUUCCGGAGCUUCAACUCAACCGACAAUGGGCACUACCAAGCUGCGGUCGUUCUCGCGGCAUCUUUGGUCUGCGUCAUCUCUCUCUCCUUUGCCAAAGCUUAUGCCUUCAAAAUGGAAAAAAAACUCAGGACCGUGGCUGAGUACACCGGAAUGGCGAUUGGAGCGUCUGCGCUUUCUUUCAUCACCAGUCAACUUCUCAGUGAUCUGCUUGAGAAGUACGGCUUCCAUGACACUGAAUAAACAAGUUUGAUUAGAUAAACCACAGAGUUCUCCAUCUUCCUUUCUGUUAAACUUUUUAAUAUGUGUUGUACACGAACUUGUUUUGUUCCUUAUGUAAGUAAGCAAAAAGGUUCGGUUUUUAUCAAGAUUUAUCAGUUUGUUCUC
This is a messenger RNA of Camelina sativa (false flax), 1725 nucleotides long. The record is from RefSeq and is a predicted model, not a curated record. NCBI's taxonomy places the organism in Eukaryota, Viridiplantae, Streptophyta, Magnoliopsida, Brassicales, Brassicaceae.